Molecule: messenger RNA, 4377 nt
Organism: Styela clava
Lineage: Eukaryota; Metazoa; Chordata; Ascidiacea; Stolidobranchia; Styelidae
Product: single-stranded DNA-binding protein 3-like
Biological process (GO): positive regulation of transcription by RNA polymerase II
Cellular component (GO): nucleus
Molecular function (GO): single-stranded DNA binding; protein binding
Source: RefSeq, a predicted model, not a curated record
CAUUUUUACAGAAAUGUUUGUAAUUAAUAUUGUGCAAGAAAUAGCCAGGUAGCCAAGUUUAUAUUUGUCUGAUUUCUCUUAUCUAAGUUCUCAUCGCAAAGAUUUAAUAUUUUGUCUAGUUUUUCAAACUGAUAUUUGCCACCAUGUAUGGCAAAGCUAAAGGGAACAAUGUUCCAUCAGAUGCACAAGCCAGAGAAAGGUUGGCGUUAUAUGUUUAUGAAUAUCUUUUACACGUAGGUGCACACAAAGCUGCACAGACAUUUUUAAGUGAGAUUCGAUGGGAGAAAAGUAUAACAUUAGGAGAUCCUCCAGGUUUUUUACAUUCUUGGUGGUGCGUAUUUUGGGACCUUUACUGUGCAGCUCCAGAGAGGAGGGACACACAUGAACACAGUUCUGAAGCAAAAGCGUUUCAUGAUUAUAGUUCAGCAACAGCGCCAUCACCUUUAAACCCAAUGGGGGCGGAUGGAAUCAAUACUCCAGGAAUGCCUCCAAAUUUUUUUCCUCCUGGUUCUGCUGCCUCGCCUUCACCUCACCAUAAUCCAAGUAAUCCUAUGAUUCGACAGUCAUUCAUGUCAUCAAGGUAUCCACCAGGCGGCCCAAGAGGAAUGCAGGGACCUGGACCUCACCAACCAAUGUUACAGGGAAUGGACAGACAAAGUCAGUUAAUGAACAUGCACAGGAUGUCACAUCCUCGUGGAUUACCAGGUCCUAUGAAUCCAGGCUGGAACCCUUCAUCAGACCCUUCAUAUCAGUCAAUGCCGCCAUAUGGUCAAUUGCAUCGAAUACCGAAUAAUUCAAUGUCAGGUCCUGGAAUGCCUUUAUCAUUACCCGGUCGACAGUGGCCUAACCCUACAGGAUCAACGAUGGUCUACACUACGGAACCAUGUUCUUCUCCCCCUUCAAGUUAUGGUCCUCCUGUGGGACAACCCGGCACUCCUAUCAUGCAUCCCAGUCCACAAGAUUCAAUGAAUCCAGAUUAUGGACCAAUUCCAGGUGGAAAACCAGGGGGUUUAGCUCAUGGAGGGCCAAUACCAACACAGUUUCCUAUGGGCUCUGGUGGUCCUGAAGGUGUUCCCACAAGUAUGCCAAUGUCGGGACCUGGUAAUCCAGGUUCUAAUUUACCAGUGAUGAAUGGACUCAAUGGAUCUGGACCUGAUCAAAAUAUAGAUGGAUUGCCCAAGAGUUCUCCAAGCAGCUUAACACCGAUGGGAAAUCCUGGUGGAGGAGGACCCAUAGGACCACCACAUUCAGGAGGCCCGGGUACGAAUCCACACACGCCACAAGAGGGAGAAGGAGAUUCUUAUAACAUGCCUUUUCCUGAUAAUAACCAACAAGACGCGGCUGCCAUUUUGAAAAUGAAAGAAAGCUUGCAGCAAGAAGCAAAGAGAUUCGAAAACAAGGAUGGCUUUAUUCCCUAACACAGGAUGUACAAUUUUUUGGAACCAACUUCAAACUGUUGAACUACAUACUAUCUUGUGAAGGAAAGAGCUGAGAUGAAUAGGGUUACCCAGUCUGAAAUUCUUUUAGCCUAUAUCAGGCAAAUCAAAAGACUAUACGAAAUCGAAUGCUAGUAUCUAUGGCUUAGUAUGAAUGAAUGAACUUUUCAGUCCCACCUGGGAAUUAUCGAAAAAAUUCCAUCGCGAAUUUUUUUCUGAGAUGUAUAGUUUGAAAAUAUUAUUUACCAUGACAUUGAAAACUUUUUUUAUUUUGAAUUAUCUUCGUAUCAUGUAUGAUCACCAACUUUGAAUCAUGUUUGAGUUGUGCUUCGACUGGGCAAGCACGAUUUAAUGAUAAUGAAAUAUGAGACCGAAUGAAUGAACCAUUGUUUUUUUUAACGCUUUUUCAUAUUAUUUAUAUAAAAAAGAAUAUUUGUUAUUGUUUGUGACACAAUAUUUGAUUUUUUUUUCAUCAAUAUAUUAUCAUUAUUUGUCAUGUUUUUGUGAUAAAAUUGAAACCGGUACUAUAUCAUAUCAGCAAAUUGAUUUCUAUUUAUAUAAAUAUAUUUUUUUUUCAAAUAUCACCAGCACAGUUCCCAUCAUUAGCAAAUUAGAUCUCCUUUCACGAUCAGGAAAUCCUAUACCCAAAUAGUUUUGGAGCUCUGCCAUUUUUUUAUUGAUGUUUAUGAAAGUAAAAAACUGCAAUGGAAAUUUAUCGUUACCAUAUGUGGGUUGAUGGCCCCAACAGGUGUAUCAAAUGAAGUAAAAUAAACUUGAUUGAACACUACUUAAAGUUAAACAAAUUUGGUUGACAUAUAUUAAGAACUGAUUUCAAAAAUGACAAAAUUAAAAUUUAAAAUUCUGAAUGGACUUUAUGAACACUCUGUAUAUUAUUGAAGAAUGAACAUUUUUAAUACUUUUCGCUGUCGCCAUCUUUUUCAUACUGUACUUUAAAUACCAUUGAAGUAGUGUGAACAAUUCAAAUUUACCAAACUAUUUGGACCACAGAAUUCCCUUUCAUCGUUUUUCCUGCCUGGGUAGCUUAUUUUUGGGUGAAAUCAUUUUUCUCUUCUCUGAACUAUUUUAUUAAUGAAAUGUAGCGAUACAACAGUUCUAAUGUCGUUUUUGUCCAGUUUAUCGAUGUUUUUUUUAUUUCACCACUGUUGUCGUUUUUGUUCACUUUUUUAUUUUUAUAUCCAAAUUAAUAAUUGUCCUUUUUUGCUUCAUUCGACCUGAUUUCAUCAUCCGGUUACAUACAUGGUUAUAUUUAAAAGAAUUUACAUUUCAUGUUUCUUUUAGAAUUUUUGCAUUUUACUGCCCAUAUUUAUUCCUUGUAUGUCAAAAACUAUAACAGGCUGCAUUCAAGAUGCUUCCCUGCGGAGUUUAUUAUCAAAAAUCACCAGUUUUGCCUGAUGGAUGUGGUCACUAAGACUUAAAAAAAUAAACCUAGUUUGAAAAGAUGUAACAUUUUACCAGAGACAAAUUUCAGAGUAAUAUGUUAUUUUAAAGCAUAAUACAGUCUUUUGAAAACUAACUUUUUAAAGGUAAAUAUUUAAUUUUCACAGUAAAAACCCAUUAUGGUCGGGGGUUUUGACAACUUGACUCUUCACAUUUAGCCCCCCUAAAGAUUUUCUGAAAUUUUAAUCGCAAAGAUGAAUCCAGUAUUUUGUUUAUGAAUUUGUCUCUGUCAAUAAUUUGGCUCAGAUAAUUGUGAAAUCUAUUGAUAGUCCACACACAAAAAUGCCUCUCGGACAAUUGAAGUCUCAUAUCUUAAUUUGUUUUGUGUGAAGCAUCACAUUGUCAAGAAAAAAUAAUUUUAUUCGAUCAUGUCAAUAUCACUUGUCUUCUAUUGAAUGAAGAAUGUCUCAUUUGGAAAAUUGUUUCUUGUAUUUUUAUUUGUUAUGUUAUAAGAUUUGUUUGUUGUCAUUUGUCAAUUAGGAUUUGUAUUGACCACAGAAUUAAGAUUUGAUCUUUGAAAUCUCCAACCGACUAUUCGAAAUAUGAAGUUACAUUAACGUAUUAGAGUUUGAAAUGUCCAGUGAAUGAAAAUAUUUUAAAACUAUUGUUUUUUGUACUGUGUCAUUUUGAAAUGACUCCAGUAAAUUUAGCUAGAAUAACUUGUUUUGAUUUAACUUUUUUGUAUUUGGAAAUUUGUAUUGGUAUAAAUAAACAUUUAUGGAUAGAUAAUAUAUUUAAAUACUAAAACAACCAAGCAAAUACUUUUCAAAGGCAUUUCUAAUUCACUGCUACCAAAAAAAGUGUUUUUUGUAAAAUGUGCUGUUCCCCGCAUUGGGCAAAAUAUUACUGCAAAGUAUAUAUAUCUAAUCAGAUUAUACGGAAUCAAAUUAAUUAAAAGGACAAUUCUCAAUGUCACUAAAUACAAUUCAAUGAUUCGAUGUUCUGGAAAUGUUAAAUUUUAUACCAGAUUACAUAUCUGGACAAUCAUGAUUUAGGUAACCCAUAAUUUAUGCUUUUAUUGAGUAUUGGACCAAGUUUCAUUUUGCAUUCCUAUGGAGAUAUGUGGUCAUAGUUUAAAACAGCAUAUAUGUGUAAGCAUUCUUCUGAUUUUGACAUGGAAUUCGCAACUUUUUUUCUAUAAAUAUUUUGUGUCCUAGGUAUGUGAAAAUAUUUUUAUAAAAGAAACUGCUUUAUGUUAUGAUUAUUGUUUUUAGGUUACACUCCAUGCCAUUUAUUUUAUGUACUCGUCAAUCUCGGCCAAGCGUGUUGUGAUAAAAUGUGGAUAUUCAUAUCUAAUAAUGCGAUUGGGGUAAAAUCCAUGUUUGGCUGAGUUUAAUCGGGGAAAAAGUUUGUUUUCUUGUUUAGAUACUACAUAUUACUAUUAUUUAAUAUUAUACUUUUUCAGUGUCACGUGAUGUUUCGCUUUACUGAUUUUGCGAUGAACUGUCAAUGAAAUGCCUAAUAAAAACUACAUUUGGUAGUA